CGCAGGCGGCGGGCGGGUGGACCCCUCCCGCCCCACGUGCGCGCCGGCCUCCGCCCCGGCCGCCCUCCUUGGCUCCCACGCGGCGGCGGCGGUUCCUCCCCCUCCCCCAGCCCUGGCUCCCGGGGACCCCGCGAUGCCGGUCCGCACCGAGUGUCCCCCGCCGGCCGGUGCCUCGGCUGCGUCCGCAGCCUCGCUCAUCCCGCCGCCGCCCAUCAACACCCAGCAGCCCGGCGUGGCCACCAGCCUGCUCUACAGCGGCUCCAAGUUCCGCGGCCACCAGAAGAGCAAGGGGAACUCGUACGACGUGGAGGUGGUGCUGCAGCACGUGGACACGGGGAACUCGUACCUGUGUGGCUACCUGAAGAUCAAGGGCCUCACCGAGGAAUAUCCAACCCUCACGACCUUCUUUGAAGGAGAAAUAAUCAGCAAAAAACACCCUUUCUUAACUCGAAAGUGGGACGCGGACGAGGAUGUGGACCGGAAGCACUGGGGCAAGUUUCUGGCCUUUUAUCAGUAUGCAAAGUCAUUUAAUUCAGAUGACUUUGACUAUGAGGCGCUGAAGAACGGGGAUUACGUCUUCAUGAGGUGGAAGGAGCAGUUCCUGGUUCCCGAUCACACGAUCAAAGACAUCAGCGGUGCCUCCUUCGCCGGCUUCUACUACAUCUGCUUCCAGAAGUCGGCGGCCUCCAUCGAGGGCUACUAUUACCACAGGAGCUCCGAGUGGUACCAGUCGCUUAACCUAACUCACGUCCCUGAACACAGCGCACCCAUCUACGAGUUCCGGUGACAGCGGUUCGGAGCAACAGCCGAGCAAACCGCACUUGGCGAAAAAGAGCUUUGCCAGGAAAGUCGUGCAGCUGCCGGAACCAGGAGUGUGUGUUCCUGUUUCUUCGCGAGCAGACUCGCAUCAGAGCAUGAAUGUUCACCCACGGCGUCCAGGAGCGCGGCGGGUGGCACAGGGGCCACCUCCGAGCCUCCUCCCUCUCGCUGGCAGCUUGGUCUUAAGCUGUGUUUAAGCUACCUUCAACGCACUUUUCCUUCCUGCACAGCUAACUUCUGUAUCACUGAAAUGCCCCUUCCUUCUUCCACCCUGGCCUCCAGCCGACCGGCAGGUCGGCCCCCGGCGCCCUUGGCCUUGGCGCUCAGGGGUCCCCACCCAGGCCCCUGCCCCACUUGCUUAGCCGGUAGCUGAAGAGAAGGCAGCCCCAGCCCUGUGCCCCCGAGUGCUGCUCAGGGAGCAGGCUGGUCGCCUGGCAGGCUUGGGCGCUGCCAGCGCUAUGACAUCCGGGCCGAGCUGGCGGCUGGCAGGUGUCCUGGGCCUGCCGUCAGGGCCACAGAGCCUGAGGCUUCCAGGUCCCCAGUCCUGCCUACUCAGCACGUUUGCUCCAAACUUUUGAACUUGAGGGCAAUAUUAAACUUUAAAAAAAAGUUUUUUAUUACAGAAUAAUUUUUAUGGUCCCUUUAACAGGGAUCCUACGGCAGAUGCACAACUAUUCAGAAUUACAUUUUAUCGUUUUCACAUUGAAAACAGCAAAUGUCGACUUAGCAGUUUUAUACCUGUAUCUGUAUGUAAAUGCGUGUUGAAUCAACCAGCAGUUGGGAGCUGCCCAUUGUGGUGCAGCGGCUGUGCGGCAGGCGUGGGCCGUGUGCUCCACCUGGGAGCCAGAGGCCGGUUUAGCUUUUGCACAACUCCUCUUGCUACUCAAGACAGCAGUGCUUUGUGGUGACCUUCUCCAGCGGGCACAGGGGCCGCCGCUCUCAUAAGACAGCAGGUCUGAGGUGUCAGGACGUGGGGGCUGGAGCACGGACACACUCGGGCAGCUCGAGGCUCACGUGCCAAAGUGUGUGUGUGUGUGUGUGUGUGUGCACGCGUGUGCGCCUGUGCACGUGUGGCUGCUGUGUUUUGUUUAAAUGUUUAAAAAGUUCAAGAGGGUGGCAUCCGCUGUAGCCUGCAGCUGCGGGCAGGGCUCGGGGGACUGGCGUUUGCCGGUGGUUUACGCGAGACUUAACAACCCGAGAGGGAGAGCUCUAACAGCCAGGGAGGUCGCGAGGUCGCGUGUCUGCGGGCGGAGAGAGCGCGCGGAGCCCUGUGGUCCCCGGGGUGGCCAGAGUGACUGCAUCGCCAUCCGUGCUGUAUGUGCCUGAGGUUAAGCGCCAGGAGAGGCCUUAAAGGAGGGCACAGGGGAGAGUGGUGGUGGGCGUCCCCUCCCUGUGGCCCUGGGCUCCCUGCAGAGGUGCAGCCAGCCCACUUGGUAAGCCCAAAAAAGGUGGAAAGGUGAUUCAUGUCCAUCUCCAGGGAUGAGUGAGAAACGUUUUCCUGAUUGUGAAACUCCCAAAGGCAGCAGGCUGGCUGGCUCCAGUCAAACCCAGUGGGUUGCCAGGCAGUGGGGAGACGCCCUGCGGCAGCGUCAGUCCCGGGACAGGGGACCGGCUUCCUUCCACCCCAGCUCGCGCCCAGGCCCUGAUACCGCCUGCAUCUGUGCCACGCGGGACACUGAGGGCGAGGUCACCCCACAGCUGCCAGGGUCAUGUGUGUUACCCCAAGGGGACGGUCAGUGGGCAGAGAAGGGGUUGGCAGUUGGCUCGGGCCCACCACACGGGUGGGCCAGGCUCUGUCGGGGGCCUGCUUGCGUCCUUGCUGACCCGGCCUUGGGGUGCAGUGGGCUGUGGGGGACGGAGAAGUGGCCCCUUCAGUAGCUCUUGGUCGCACCUGUGAUGAAGGCUGGUUCUCACAGAAAUCUGUCUGUCGGGAUGGGAGGAACCCCCAGACAAGCUGCCCGACUUCUCUUUUUCUCAGUUCUCGAAGGAGCUUGGGCAGUCAUCCCCCCGUGGUUAUUCUUUCCUGAACUUCUCGGUCGUUCACACGCCUCUGGCACCGUGUGCAGUGUUUCUGGCUGGUGCUCAUAUUCGUCAGUAAGAAGUUAGUGCAGAUCGCAGAUUUUCUACCGUCUUCCUCCACCCUGUCCCAAGGACCGGGCUCUGACUCCUCUGCUCAGAAAGCUUCCACUCCGCAGCCCCAGCCUCGCCUCCCCUGUGUGGAGCCACCGCUUCCCACCCACCCACCUCUCAGACUUGACAGCAUCUCGGCUGCGGCCCCAGCGUCACUGAGCGACGCCUCACCCGGGAUGGAAGGUCUGUAGGUUCUGCCGGCUCGUCGGCUUCACAGCCUCCAGGGGAGCAAAGGGGUCUUUCAGUGUCUUUUGCUUCAGAAACAGGGAAUUUAUAUUCUAAGGCCUUGAAUUGAUUUUGUUUUCCUCAUAAAAUAGUCUGAUAAGCUAAUUUUUAAAAAGAAAUGCCAUUGAGUACGUGCAUUGUGGUUUAAAAUUACUAAUGGGCUCCAAGAGAAAAAUAAUACUUGAUUUUCAACCUUACAUGUUUUUAAAAAUUAGAUUUGAAUGGGCGAAAAGUGUGACUAUUUUGUUUCUUUAGGGAGGACUUGUGGGAAGGGUUUGCAGGUUUGGAUGGGAGAGGUAUUUUGCAGAGCUAUCCAUGUCCAAAUAAUUUUUUAAAAAUAAUAAAGGUAUUUAAGCAGCAA
Molecule: messenger RNA, 3535 nt
Organism: Camelus dromedarius (Arabian camel)
Lineage: Eukaryota; Metazoa; Chordata; Mammalia; Artiodactyla; Camelidae
Gene: GID4
Product: GID complex subunit 4 homolog
Exons: 6
Coding region: 134-787 (217 amino acids)
Biological process (GO): protein catabolic process in the vacuole; proteasome-mediated ubiquitin-dependent protein catabolic process; negative regulation of gluconeogenesis
Cellular component (GO): GID complex
Source: RefSeq, a predicted model, not a curated record